Nematostella vectensis (starlet sea anemone) is the source of this 667-nucleotide messenger RNA. RefSeq lists its product as uncharacterized. The transcript has 4 exons. Bases 143 to 619 code for a protein of 158 amino acids. Lineage: Eukaryota; Metazoa; Cnidaria; Anthozoa; Actiniaria; Edwardsiidae. The record is from RefSeq and is a predicted model, not a curated record.
GAUUGCAGCAAAUAGUCAAUUUGGGUAUCUUCACUUACGCGACUCCACCAUGGCCAGUCUUUCGUAAGACGAGGAAAAGACUUCUGUUCACAGUGAACACAAAGACUAUCACGCAAAGAGGAAAAUUUCAACGCGACAGAAGAUGAAGUACACUAGCGCACUCGCAAUUCUCGCACUGCUAAUCGGUGCCGCCAUUGCAGAAGAAAAUGAGUCUGAGAACGUCUACCAACCAGCGAAUGAGAAGCGGACUGAUGAUGACGAAGGGCGAUCAUACUCGAAUUCCCUUUAUUACAACUACUAUGACGAGAUUGCUACCUCCGUGUGCUCAAGCGUGCCAAACAGAUCCGGGAUGCGAUUUGCAGUGCGAAGAAAAUGCCCCAGCACGUCCACCUGCCAGCAGAUCUGUACCGGCGCCAAAGUCACUGCUCAGUUGCAGUGGUCAUGGACGAAACACAUGACGUUUGAUUGUAUUGAGUCACUCCACAUCUACAAGAAUCGCCCCGUCCUGUCGCCCGACAGCAACGCCGACACCGGAAAGAUCGGCCUUCUUGUCUGGCGUUAUCACACGUGUAACAGGGCUAGCUGUGGCCCUAACUACUGUUGCUGUCAGAAGCGCUAAUUUAGUGCCGCAGAUGUGUAAACAUCGAAUAAACAGAAACGAACAUUG